AAGCCCUGACAAGAGAAACUCAUGGCCGCGGCUUGGGUCGAGCUGAAAGAGCAGAAAAUAUGCAAGCUUUUAACCAUGGGCGCUUCUCACAAUGGCAUUGGCCAGGCUGUACCCUGCUGACCAGUCUCGAACUGCAAGGCCGGUUGUCUGUCCCUGCGAACCUGUUGGCUGUUUCCUUUUGGCCUUCCUACCUUGUACAUGCAGUGUCGGGAUGAUCAGUAGAGCUCUCUGGGCGUUUCAACAGAGAUGCAGCCUAACCUAGAGCUUGGAAUUUUGAUUCAAAGACCGAAUGGAACGACUGAUGCGCUGAACUGUAACAACAACCACCUGAUCAGAGAUAAGUGAUGGGCCAGGUUUACAAGCAACGGCCCGUGGCAUACAGUACAGUCCCAUCACAAUCAAAUAACGGGAUCUCUUUCGAAUCACCCGCGGGCCGGAGCGUCGAACCCGUCCAUCCUUCUCGCUUGCCCUGGCCUCGAGGAGCGAAUUGCUUAGGCUCUCUCGAUACAAGGGAGCCGCGCCGUAACACCUGGAACCGCCGAUGCCAGGCCCUUGUGCGAGUUCAGGGCAUGUUUCCCGUCCGUUGUACGAGACACAAAAGCCCUGGUACUAUCUUAUUCUGUGUACGACGUCGUACAGCGGCUCGUGAACGAGUUCGACGACAUGUGUACGCUCAGGUCGCUCAUAACGGGCGGCAGCCUGCAAUGCGAAAUGCAAAUCAUCUGUAGCAGAGUGACCCUCGAAUGACUGGCCGAUUUCGCAGCAGCGAACGCACGCAGCCCUACAGAAUAUGCUGACAAUGCAUCAGAUUAGGGGUUAUGUUGGGGUUGCUGUAGCCAGGGUUGUAGCGAGAUGAAGGUCAGGUCAGGGAAUAGCAAUGAUUGUCCACCAACACACACAGUAAGCAAACUGGGCCCUGGAGCAUCUGUGUCACUAUCACAUUCAGGGAGACAGACGCUCAAAGGACCGAAAUUGACCUACCUACGCUAUUGUUUGCUCGGCCUAGUUUCAGUUGAGUAAGUUGAGGCAUCGAUGAAAAACACCGCAGAUGAGCAGAUUUCCAAGAUUUCGAUAUCUACAUCUCUUGGCAGUAAGAACUGGCAGAAAACAAUCGCCGAUUGAGACGAGAAUCGUAUGCAUGCGGGUCCUGUGCUGUACAGUAGUAUAAGUUUUAGCUGCUUAAUGUACAAGGAUUGUUCAGAACUGUUUCAGCUGCAUUUACCCAGAAGUGGCAUAUCAACAAAGAACCCUUCUGGCAGACGAAAGAAUGGUAUCAAACUCAUGAUAGCGUGGCC
Molecule: messenger RNA, 1295 nt
Organism: Fusarium odoratissimum NRRL 54006
Lineage: Eukaryota; Fungi; Ascomycota; Sordariomycetes; Hypocreales; Nectriaceae
Exons: 1
Coding region: 345-728 (127 amino acids)
Source: RefSeq, a predicted model, not a curated record